Messenger RNA from Pelagomonas calceolata, 897 nucleotides. NCBI's taxonomy places the organism in Eukaryota, Pelagophyceae, Pelagomonadales, Pelagomonadaceae. The record is from the annotation of a GenBank genome assembly.
GCCAUGGCCGCCACCUCGGCCAACGUCCGCUCGCGGCCCGGCGAGGCCCUCACGGCCUCGCCCGUCAAGGGCGGCGCCGCGCAGUUCGGCCUGCGCAAGAAGCGCUACACCGACAGCGGGACGCGGUGGCAGGUCGUGGCCUUCCGGGCCGUGCGCGACGGCGACCUCAAGGUCAUGCGGGAGCUGGCCUUCGAGCAGCCCGGCCUGCUGCACGACCGGUUCACGGACGCGAUGGAGGACUGGGAGCUCGAGUUCGAGUCGCCGAAGUGGUACCAGUUCCGGGACGCGACGUGCCUCUUCAUCGCCUGCGCCUACGCGCGGCGCGAGGCGGUCGAGUUCCUGCUGGAGUUCGGGGCCGACCGCGACGACAAGUGCUACAUGAGCCAGAGGCCGAUCGACGUGGUCGGCAUGUGCCGCGAGGACGACAUGGACGAGUCGUACAUCACGACGCUCCUGUCGCGGCCGAAGCAGCCGCCGCGGGCGCCGCGCGAGCCGAAGACGACGUGCAAGCUCUGCCUCGAGGAGCUGUCCCACAUCGAGCGCUACGACGUGCCCGACCCCGACGGCGGCGCGCCCCAGCAGAAGACGCGCCGCGUCUCCGAGACGGUCGCGCGCGCGAAAGUGACGCUCGACUGGGCGACGGAGUGGCUCAAGAGCACGCUCGAGUACGAGCUGAAAUAUCGCGCCGUGAACGACUACGACGGCCGGUCCGACGAGAAGUGGAAGACGGAAGUGCUGCGCUGCACGGCGAAGGCGCUCGCCGGCCUCCUGCCGGACACGCUCUACGCGUUCGAGGUCCGGGCGCGGAACGACGUGGGCUUCGGCGACCUCGCGCCCCGGACCUUCGUGCAGACGCCGUCCGCCGCGUCCAUACUGGCUAAGAAGAGUUAGCGCCCC